This is a messenger RNA of Bradysia coprophila, 1682 nucleotides long. Its product is annotated as CLIP domain-containing serine protease B4-like. Gene Ontology annotation, molecular function: protein binding; serine-type endopeptidase activity. Gene Ontology annotation, biological process: proteolysis. Lineage: Eukaryota; Metazoa; Arthropoda; Insecta; Diptera; Sciaridae. The record is from RefSeq and is a predicted model, not a curated record.
UCUACCUAUCAGCGCACAACUCAAAAUGCAUUUCGUCGCUCUGUUGCAAUUAAUCAUUUUGAUGUGCAUGGAAAUUAGCAUAUUUACUGGUCACUCGGUCGGACCGAACACAACCAUCGGUUUUCUUUGUAAAUCAGGCGGAAUAUUGGAUGUGAAUCAGGUGUGUGAUGGUCGUUCGGAUUGUUAUGAUGGUUCCGAUGAGAUCAAAGAGCUUUGCUACCGUAUCAUUUGCCCGGAUGGUCAGUUUCGGUGUCAUUAUGGUGCCUGCAUUGCAAAAUCGAAAAAAUGCAACGGGAUACGUGAUUGCUCUGAUGGUUCUGACGAAAUUCAGUGUGGUCGACGAGAACGUAGCUGUGGUCAAAACGAGUUUCUGUGUAAAACAAUCUCCAAAUGCAUUCCUCAAUCGGCUAUUUGUGAUGGUAACGAUGAUUGCGAGGAUGGUUCGGACGAAUCAAAAUUAAUUUGUGAUCAGGAAUUGUGCCCCUUGGGAACAUUCAAAUGCAAGUAUGGAGGUUGUAUUCAGCUAUCAGGACAAUGUGACGGUUUUAAUGAUUGCAUAGAUGGAUCGGAUGAAACUCCAACGAUAUGCUUAGCAAUACAAUGUCCUAAAUGCCGUAAGACUAUUAAAUGUCCACCAAUAAUGUCAUCAAGACUUACAGUAACGUGUACAUUAAAUGAAGAUGAUGUACCGUGCAAUCAGCCGAUGGAUCCAGGCACAAUUGCAAAAUUUGAAUGCAAAGAAUUCUACAAAUCUGCGAGCAUCAGAGAUGAAACUAGCGAUCAAUCCGUAUGCCAGUUGGAUGGUAAUUGGUCGCGAGACAUUCUAAAGUGUGUACCAGAAUGUGGACAGAUCAGUUCUGCGAUCCCAUUGGUUAUGAAUGGCUGGGAUGCUGUGGUUCCUUUCCCUUGGCACGUCAAUUUAUAUGUUCGUACGAAAAUCGACUACCAAUUCUGGUGUGGUGGUACGUUGAUCUCGGAAGCAAUCGUAGUUACGGCCGCUCAUUGUGUGUGGAAUAUAAAGACGAAUCUCCUGAAAUUGUCAAUGGGAUCAACAAGCAGUCUGUUGAAUGACCCGAAGAAUGCGUACGUAAAGACAUUUACAGCGAAAAGGACUAUCAUUCAUCCACUGUACCAAGACAAAUUUGGAAACUACGGUUCCGACAUUGCCCUUAUCGAAAUUGAUGGAAACGUGGAUCUGAACAGUUUCUUUUUGCCAGCGUGCAUCGAUUGGAAUCUGGACGACAUAACUUCUCAUCUGAGCCACACUAAUCUCGGAUAUGUCACUGGAAUGGGUGUUAGUGAGGACAAUUUGUUUAGUGAUCGUUUGAAAGUAACCUCGUUACCAGUAGUGGGCGACCGAGAAUGUAUGGAAAAACAGCAGCUUGACUUCCGAAAAUACGUGACCUUUACAACAUUCUGCGCGGGCUGGGAAAACGGGACUGGGGUCUGUAACGGAGACUCUGGAUCUGGAUUAACAUUUUCAACGAAAGACUUAUGGUAUCUUCAGGGUAUUGUAAGUUUAAGUCCAAGACGGCCAUCGACUAAUCUCUGUGAUACCAGUCAGUUUACUAUAUUCACUAAAGUUGGAAUGUAUGUGGCCUGGAUUAAAAAUAUUUUGUCCGAAGUACAUUCUCAUCACGAUUUCACUUCUAAAUGUGUGUGAAGAAAGUGCUCGUUUUGUA